AUGGCGCCCAAGACGUACGGCGACGAGGACCUCGAGCCCGAGGCGCCCUACCACGAGUCGUCCGACGAAGACUUCAACCCUGACACCGCCCCCGCCGACGACGCCGCCAGCUCGUCUGAUGAGGACGCACCGGUCGCGCGCAAGGGGAAGCGCAGGGCGCCCGUCGACGACGAACUGGACUCCGGCGAUGAGGUCACCAUCGAGGCCGCGCGGAAGAAGAGCACGAAGCGCAAGAAGGGCACGCACGAUGGCCCGGCGUCCGACGACGAGGCCGGCGGGCUGAUCAAGACGCGGGCCCAGCGCGCCGUCGAGAAGAAGGAGACGCGCCCGCUGGCCAGGACCGACGGCGCCACCGUCGACGUCGACGCGCUGUGGGCGCAGAUGACCGCCGCGCCCAUACGCCCCGCAUCGCCAGCACCCCAGCCCACACCCACACACGACGCGCCCGUCGCCCCCGACACCUCCCCCGACGCCGCCCCGCCCGUGGCCCCGCCCGCCGACGCACCCCCCGAGGACGACCUGCUCACCAUCACCAAAACCUUCGUCUUCGCCGGCCAGCCCACCACCGAGGAAAAGCAGAUCCCGCGCUCCGCCCUCGCCACCCACGCCGCCGACGGCUGGACCCCCGCGCGCCCCGCCGCCGCCCCAGUCAGCACCCCGACCCCCGCCAGCCACACGCGCCGCCCGCCCAAGCGGCCCUCGCGCUUCGACCCCAACCCCACGGGCUACGUGCGCGCCCUGCCGCCCGCCCACCAGCUCGCCUGGCCGCGCCAGACCGCCCGCCCGGAUGCCCCGCCGCCCGACGCCCCUGCGCCCGCGCCCGCCCUCAAGCCGACGAAGCUCAAUGUCGUGGCCAAGAGCCGCAUGGACUGGACGGGCUUCGUCGACAAAGCGGGCAUUGCGGAUGAGCUGCACGAGCACGGCAAGAGCAAGGAGAAUUACAUGGACCGGAGGGAGUUUCUGGCGGGUGUUGAGGCGCGGAGGGAUGAGGAGGGCCGCAGGGGGCGCGUGGCGAAUGCGACGGCGUUGACGUAG
Molecule: messenger RNA, 1035 nt
Organism: Boeremia exigua
Lineage: Eukaryota; Fungi; Ascomycota; Dothideomycetes; Pleosporales; Didymellaceae
Product: bucentaur or craniofacial development-domain-containing protein
Exons: 1
Coding region: 1-1035 (344 amino acids)
Source: RefSeq, a predicted model, not a curated record